This is a messenger RNA of Rubroshorea leprosula, 2683 nucleotides long. The record is from the annotation of a GenBank genome assembly. Lineage: Eukaryota; Viridiplantae; Streptophyta; Magnoliopsida; Malvales; Dipterocarpaceae.
UUCAUUUUUAACUCUUCCCUUUUUUCGCCGACACUCUCUUUCUCCAUUACUACUCUCUGCCUCCAAGCUUCGAAUCUCUCUCUCCUCUUUUAAUGGUGAUGUCUCUGAUUACUGAGCCUCCCAACAACUCCUCUUCGUCUUCCUUCUCCAUCCGCCGCCUCUCUCAUGCGCUGUCGCUCCCUUGAUCCUCCCUCCUUUAAACACUCGUCUCACCACCAGAGCAAGAAGAAGAUACUGCAAUGGCGAACAAGAACGGAGCUUUUUCUCAAUUUCUAAGUUGCUUACUGCUGAAUGAGUUGGUUUUGCUCGCUUUCUUCUCUGCCCUCCCUCUAGUGCAAUGCAACACUGAUUCUUCUGAUGUUCAAUCGCUUCAAGUACUGUAUAAUGCAUUAAACAGCCCCUCACAGCUAACUAAUUGGGAAAGUAGUGGAGGUGAUCCAUGUGUAGAGUCGUGGAAAGGGGUUACAUGCCAGGGCUCAGCCGUUGUCUCCAUCGAUAUUUCUGGGUUAGGACUCAAUGGAACCAUGGGGUACUUGCUCUCAGACCUAAUGUCACUUAAGACACUUGAUUUGAGUGACAAUAACAUCCAUGAUAUCAUCCCGUAUCAGUUACCACCAAAUCUUACAAGCCUAAAUCUUGCAAGCAACAACUUAAGUGGGAAUCUUCCGUAUUCCAUUUCUACCAUGGUUUCUCUUACUUACUUGAACGUAAGUGGUAAUUCACUUUCCCAGUCCAUUGCAGACAUUUUUGGUAAUCUUGCUGGCCUAGUGACCUUGGAUCUGUCCUUCAAUAACUUUAGUGGGGAUCUUCCAAAUUCCUUAAGUUCACUGGGCAAUCUUUCUAUGCUCUAUUUGCAGAACAAUCAAUUGACUGGUUCUCUUAAUGUGCUUACGGGUUUGCCUUUGAAUACACUAAAUGUUGCAAAAAACCAUUUUAGUGGAUGGAUUCCUUCAGAAUUUAGCUCCAUCACAACUUUCAUAUAUGAUGGGAACUCCUUUGUAAAUGGUCCAGCUACUCCUCUGCCCCCUUAUAGUCCACCUCCACCUGGGGGCACUCAUGCCAAUCACACUCAUUCUGGAAGCAGUGCUCAUAAAACCCCAACUGCUGAUGACCUAUCCUCAGAUUCACAUAAAGGAGUAUCAGCUAGACUGAUUGUUGGCAUAAUUCUUGGUUCUUUGUUUCUGGUUUCUCUUCUGCUUCUUGCUCUUGUAUUUUGCAUCCGAAAGGGUAAAAGGAAAGUAACUGGUGCACGGGCUUCAAUGGGAAGUCUCUCAGUUGGGUCAAAUCAAUCAGUAACCGCUGAGAUACAAGAGCCAAGGGUGAAAAGUGUUGCUGCUGUUGUCGAUUUAAAGCCCCUACCAGCAGAAAAAUUGAUGGUUGAGAGGGUGUCAAAGAAUGGAUCCUUGAGGAGAAUGAAGUCACGAACUACUGCUACAUCAUAUUCUGUUGCUUCUCUUCAAACAGCAACAAAUAGCUUUAGUCAAGAUAAUCUUAUUGGUGAAGGUUCUCUUGGUCGUGUUUACAAGGCAGAGUUUCCUAACGGCAGGGUAAUGGCUGUUAAGAAAAUUGACAAUGCAGCAUUGUCAUUACAAGAGGAAGAUAACUUUUUAGAAGCUGUGUCAAAUAUGUCACGGCUGAGGCAUCCAAACAUUGUUACACUGGCUGGAUACUGUGCAGAGCAUGGUCAUCGUCUUCUUGUAUAUGAAUAUGUAGGGAAUGGAAGUGUUCAUGAUAUGCUGCACUUUAAGGAUGACAGCAGUAACACACUGAGUUGGAAUGCACGUGUUAGAGUAGCACUUGGCACUGCCCGGGCUUUAGAGUACUUGCAUGAAGUGUGCUUGCCUUCAGUUGUACACAGAAACUUCAAAUCAGCAAACAUCUUACUCGAUGAAGAGCUCAAUCCCCACUUGUCAGACUGUGGCUUAGCUGCUCUAACACCAAAUACUGAGCGGCAGGUUUCAACCCAGAUGGUUGGUUCAUUUGGUUAUAGUGCUCCAGAGUUUGCCUUAUCAGGAGUAUACACUGUAAAAAGUGAUGUGUACAGUUUUGGGGUAGUAAUGCUGGAACUAUUGACUGGUAGAAAGCCACUGGAUAGUUCAAGGCCAAGAUCAGAGCAAUCACUCGUCAGAUGGGCAGCUCCCCAGCUACAUGAUAUAGAUGCACUAGCAAAAAUGGUUGACCCUGCCUUGAAUGGCAUGUAUCCUGCAAAGUCUUUGUCACGAUUUGCAGAUAUUAUUGCUCUAUGUGUUCAGCCGGAACCUGAGUUUCGCCCUCCUAUGUCAGAGGUUGUACAAGCUCUAGUACGGUUAGUGCAAAGAGCAAGCAUGGUCAAGAGGCAGUCCAACGAUGAAUCAGGAUUUUCCUACAGGACUCCCGAUCACGAGGCAAUUAACAUACCAUUUUAAGGGCACUAGCCAUCGAUCCUGAAGCUGUUACAUACAGUUUUGUAUACAAGAUGCACAGAGGUCAAGGAUGAGGAGAGAAAAUGAGAGGAAACAUACAGGAAGAGUAUCAACGCCAAUACCUGAACAAUUAUGUAAUUAUAUUCCAUACUUUCAGUUACUGUUUAUAGUUUAAAAUGCAAAUUGAGGUAUAUAUAAACUGGAAAGUUGUCCUAGAGACAUUAUGGACAUUCUGAUAUUCAUGAUGUUCUUGAGGCAUAUAAUAUAUAUAUUUUUUAAUC